Molecule: messenger RNA, 2222 nt
Organism: Eriocheir sinensis (Chinese mitten crab)
Lineage: Eukaryota; Metazoa; Arthropoda; Malacostraca; Decapoda; Varunidae
Exons: 2
Coding region: 36-1109 (357 amino acids)
Source: RefSeq, a predicted model, not a curated record
AUAGUGUAGGGGAAGCAGUACAGGUGAUAGAGAAGAUGGAGACUAUAGCUAAAGAAUAUGGACUAAAAGUAAAUAAGCAGAAAAGCAAUAUUAUCAUUUUUAAUAUGGAAAACAAACCAGAAAAUAUAGGGGGCAUUAGUGUUGGGGAUAGAAUUAAAUAUUUAGGAAUAAUAGUCAAUGACAAGAGGAACUGUUUUCAAAUGCAAAAGGAAGAAAUGUUCAGGAAAGCGAGAAGGCUAGCAAAUAUGACAUACAAUGUAAUUGAAAAGAGCUGUUCAAGAAUGUUUAUAGGAAAGACAUAUUGGAAAAAUGUUGCACUGCCAUCCAUCCUGUAUGGGGUAAAUAUAAUAAACAUCACAAAGACAGACAUAAAAAAGUUGCAGAGGAUAGAGAAUGGGGUGUACAGGAAGAUUUUGAGGGCACCAAUGUAUGCACAGGAAGCAGUACUCAGGGGUGAGAUAGGAAGCUCCAGUGUUAAAAACAGGAUAAGGGAGGGACAGUGGAAGUACUUAAGGUAUGUUCUUGUGGAAGGAAACGAUUUGGUGAGAAGGGUGGGAGAGGAGAUGAUAGAGAAGAGACAAAGUAGGUGGGUGAAAGAUUUGUUGAAUGAACUAAGAGCAACAGAGGGACUGAGUGUGAGUGUGAGGAAUGAGACAAAGGAGAGUAUAAAGCAGAGAAUGAGAGAGGUGGAUACAAGAGAGUGGAAGAGGCAAAUGAAUGAGAAAGCAAGCCUUAAGAUAUAUAGAAAAUGGAGACAGGAGUUGGGAGGACAAGAGGAGGUAUACACCAACAACCAAGCCUCAGAAGUGCUAUUCAGAUGCAGGACAAACAACAUGCAACUAAAAGACAGAAACAGACACCGGCAAGAGGAAACCAAGUGUGACAUGUGUGAAGCUGAAAACGAAGACCUGCGACACUUCCUGCUCUGGUGCCCGGCCUAUGCAGAGGAAAGAGCAAAGUGCGUGAGGCUGCAACAGCCUUACGAGGAAGAAGAGGACGACACCAUUGGAAAAAUUUUAUUUGAAAAUGAACACACCGAACAAACGAAAACAACAGUACACAAGUUUUGGACAAUAAGAGAAAAAAGAAUGAAAGAAAAAGGAAAAUAAUAGACCCAGACAGUAGACACAUCAGGGAGUGCCGUUACAAAGGCAAAACUCCCGACCGACUACUACUACUAGGCCUGACUCUCCAACGGGUCACCUGUACAGCAAGAGCAAGAGAGCAAACACUUUUGAAGCUGCGUUCUGGAAGCUGCCUGUGGAAGGACUGACGGGGCUCUAGAGGCUGUGGGCCCACAGCCUAACUAGCCCCAUAAAACACCCACGAAGAAGAAGAAGAAGAAGAAGGAGAAGGCCAAAAGGGUGGUUCAACUAUACUGUUGAGGAAUAUGAGUUGGCCUGCAGACAAAGGUUUGCAGAAGACAACAUCCUGUAUGAGUCGCUGAGGACCAGAAAGCAUGCCUCUGGACUUAAGUGUGCUGAGCAGCGGAAAGUUUUGCGAUGGGCAUGUCACUUCCAGUGGGAUGAAUAAGGCAAGUGAUUGUUUUUGAUUGAUCAUAUGUUUGAAAGUCUGCUGUUAUCUGGAAUAAAUAAAAGCCAAGAUUUGAAAUUAAAGUGGUUAUGUGUUGAAGAAUGUACACUUUUGUGGCAUUUUGUGUUCAUGAUUUUCUCAUCAGCUUAAUAAUGAUUUAUUUUGAUAAUUCAGUUAGUAGAGGAAAGGGAGAAGGGAUUGAUUUCAUUGCUGUAGUAUAAGGUAUGCAAUGGUAUACUGAUUAGCAAUAAAGAGAUCCCACUUUUCCUCAUGUAGGAGAGAGAUAGACUGCUUCUUUUAUGCCAGUGUCCCUACCCGCUGCUCAUUAGUGGCAAGGUCCAGCUCAUUGACAGAGGUUGUGUCCCAACUACCUGGAGGAGUUAAAUUUAAUACAACUUAAAUACCACCUCAGGUCCUCAAGGUGAUAGGACGUGCUCUGGCUAGCUCUUGGGUUGACCGUGUCUGGUUGGAUGAGUUACAGUGGUGCAGUGAGGGGAGGAGGCUUGGCCGGUAGGGUACAGUUGAGUUGGUGAACUCUCUCUUGGAGAGAAUUGAAGAGUUGGAGAGGACUGUGGAGGCCAUGAGGAAGGAAAAUAGAGUCCUUCAUUCAUCAGGUCCCCAGACAAGCGAUGUACAUAGUACACCGUCACAAGAUGGGGGCUGGCAGGUAGUCAAGAGCCAUGGCAGCU